AGGUGGAAACUGUGAUUGAGGCGUUAAACCAAGAUGAAUGGAAUUGUAGAAGUUAAGACAUAUGGAUUUUGAUACCACCUUCACAAUGGGAUCGUCAUACUUGUAUCUCCUGCCCCUUUCCGUCUUUGUCCUCUUCCCAUCCACAUUUAUAAUCACGUAUACCUUAUCAGUAUGCUCCACCAUACCGAACCUGAUUUUCCAUACAUCAGUGACACUGGUACUUAUUCUCCCAGAGAGCUGCAUAUUUGGGCAGGCUCUCAACAUAGGAGCUUUAGUUAUUCUUGUAACCAUCUACGUUAGAUAUAGGCAGAUUGCUGAGUUGUACCAUAACCACUCGUCCUCGUCUCACAUUGUACGCCUAAACCGCAUAGGCCUAUUUGUGGGCUCAGUUGCAGCACUUGGCAUAUCAGUUGUUGCAAAUUUUCAAGAGACAAAUGUUUUUUAUGUUCAUAUCACAGGGGCACUUAUGGCCUUUGGUCUAGGGACUGGAUAUCUUUGGGUUCAGGCUCUGUGUUCGUACCAAACUCAUCCUUUGGUAAAUAGCUUGGCCAUGGCUCAUGUACGACUUAGUCUGGCAACUGUCGCUUCGAUAUGCUUCCUAGCUGGAUGUGUAUGUGCUAGUAUAGCACAUUCACAAUUUAAUGAUGUAAAAGUAGAGGAUAAGAGUAGAAAUUUAAAAGGGAAUUUUAAACCACUUGGCAUCAAAGAGGAGAGAUUCAAGGUCCAUGAACACAUCCUUAGAAAUGAAAUUAAGGUUGUUCUGAGUCACUGGAUGGCAAUGAUAUCAUUAGAUUACUUGAUAUUCAUCAGAGGGAAGAACAAGGGGUCAGAAGUGGAUGGAAAAAGGACAGAAGAAAAUGUAGAAAAUGUGACUUUCUAUCCAGUGUAG
Molecule: messenger RNA, 889 nt
Organism: Macrobrachium nipponense
Lineage: Eukaryota; Metazoa; Arthropoda; Malacostraca; Decapoda; Palaemonidae
Product: DNA damage-regulated autophagy modulator protein 2-like
Exons: 7
Coding region: 62-889 (275 amino acids)
Source: RefSeq, a predicted model, not a curated record